Solenopsis invicta (red fire ant) is the source of this 3420-nucleotide messenger RNA. It is a transcript of the gene akirin, whose product is annotated as akirin-2. The transcript is spliced from 5 exons. Lineage: Eukaryota; Metazoa; Arthropoda; Insecta; Hymenoptera; Formicidae. Bases 535 to 1098 code for a protein of 187 amino acids. Gene Ontology annotation, molecular function: transcription coregulator activity. The record is from RefSeq and is a predicted model, not a curated record. Gene Ontology annotation, biological process: positive regulation of transcription by RNA polymerase II; positive regulation of innate immune response. Gene Ontology annotation, cellular component: nucleus; chromatin.
AGAACGAGAGAGCAAGACGUUGGUUGCAGCGUGGGGGAGGAGGAGUCGCUGCUGCUGCUGCUGCGCGUGUAGAGCUGAAACGGCGGCCAUAUUGCCGCGAUCGAGCGCAGUGUUUGUUUUGUCGGUGGAAGCUGCGCGUUGGCCCCAUGCGCGCGCGCGCGCCCGCCUGCUGCGAGUCCGUCCCUGUGUGUGUCUCUCGACUGUUUCGUCGAGGAGCGAUUGGAACGAGCUGUGACUGAUCUCGCGAAGACGUUACGAGAACUCUCGUCCGCGUCCGGUUAAUAUCACUGAUCCCCAGGACCGUCGUCGUAUCGUGACAUCACGCGAGAGACGGACGCACACCCAGACCGCUCUCUCCCCUCUCGGCCGCCCGUGUAGCCGACGUCGCGUAGCCCCUGUGCCCCGCCCUUCUCUCCCCCCCGGCAGGAGGGCCACAGUCCGUGUAGCCGACUGGGUGUCAGUCGCACACGACGAGACGCACGGUAAGCUCGAGAACGCCGCGCCACCACCAACAGCAGCAGCAGCAGUAGCACCAUGGCGUGCGCCACGCUCAAGAGGUCUUUGGAGUUCGACCCGGUGCACAGCCACGGCCGGCCCAGCAAACGAAGGAGGUGCAUGCCGAUGUCGUGCGCCUCGCCCGGCGCGUCCACGUCGUCGCCACGCGGCGGACCGCUGUCGCAGAAACCGUCGCCGUUCGGCGAAAUAGCCAACAAAUUGACGCCUGAAAAGAUGGCCGCUAACAUCAGAGAAGAAAUCCGCAGAUUGCAACGACGUAAACAAUUGCACUUUCAUCCCCAGAACAGCAGCGGCGAUUCAUCAGAUAUGGAGGGACCUUCCAGUCCUUCUGGUCCAUCUGGCUCUUCUUCAACUCCCUUUAGUCAUAACACUAGCGGAAAGGAAAAACCACUUUUCACAUUUAGACAGGUUAACUUGAUCUGCGAGCGAAUGCUCAAGGAGCAAGAGACGCAAAUUCGAGAAGAGUACAAUCAGAUCUUACAUUUCAAGCUCUCCGAACAGUAUGACACUUUUGUCAAAUUCACGUACGAUCAGAUACAAAAAAGAUUCGAAAACUCAGCUGCACCGAGUUAUCUAUCAUAAGAAAGGAUUCUUAUUUAUAAGAAGACAUUCUGUGAAGAAUAUUAGAUUUCUACUGUGUGAAACAAAUUUUGCUUGUGCCGAGGUUUGCAAUGCCGCCUCGUUUCGGAAAUUGUCUCUAAAAAGAUAAACCACAGUUUCAGCAGUGUCUAAUAAACAGGAAAAAAAGGACUAAAAAAGAUGAGAAGGGGAAAAGGAGUUGAAAAAAAAAAAAUGAUUAGUAAUGUAAGUUCAUAGAGAACGAGAGAGAGAGAGAGAAAGCAAAUUACGAUGAAUUGUAAACACAUUAUGAAAAUUUACCAUGUAUACUUUCGAGACUAACAAUAUUUGUACUGUUUGACAUUAGAAAUGCGCUGGUAUCAGGGAACUGAUUCUACUUAUGUACAAAUGUUAUUACGGUUAAAAAUAUAACGUGUACACGGUGCGCUGCAUUUGGGGAGUACGCUAUCAACACUAUCGCAUCACUCUAUCUAUCGUUCAUUAAACGUAAAAUAAGAAUUGAAUGUAAUAGUAUCGACAGCGUGCUUCUCGAAGCCUAUAAACGCAAGGCUUGAUAUCCAGCUUGGAGAGAAAGGAGACGAGAGAACAAGAGAAAAAGAGUAUGUAUGGAUGUGUGUGUGUGUGUGUGUGUGUGUGUGUGCGCGUGUGCGCGAGAGAGAGAGAGAGAGAGAGAGAAAACUGAGCUAUUUUUUUUAGCUUAUUACACGAAUAUAUUUUUCAGGUUACUUUUUUGUUUAGGGAUAUUGUAAAACGUGAAAGAAAUUUUUGGAGAUUUGGUACAUGCAUAGUGUAAAGCAUUGUGUCGAAUACUAUGUAAGAUACUUCAAUAAGUGUUUCGUUUGUUCAUCUUAAUGCUACGACAGUUUAGACAUUGCUCAAGUAUAUACGGCAACCAAUGCUCUAAGCAUCUUGUCGGGCACGUCUGAGAUGCAUCUUGCGAAUUUCGAGGCAGGAGACAAUGUGCAUUCGCGAAUAAAAGGUUUGCCUUUUUUCGAAUCCUAAUUGCUCAGCGAGGAGCGAGGAUAACAUUUAGAAUUCAAUGUAUGAUUGCAUAAAUUAAGAGAUUAAAUAAUUCUACGACUUUAAACUAAAAUCUAUAAGGAGAGGAUACACAAUUAUUAAGCGUAAUAAUUUGUUAAAUUAAUAGUAAUGAAUUGGUUUGUGAGUUAUAAUACGCUUGCAUUGAAUUUUAUGAUUUUUGAUCUUCGACUAGAAAAUUUUUCGUACAUAAAAUAUACAGAAAAUUAUUAAAAAAUAAUAUUUUUGUAUAUCACUUCUUUCGCUCUUUAUUGAAAAUUCUUGUAAAAAAAAGAACGAUCUCAUUUAAGAUAUAAACGUUAUGAGAGAUGUAAAAGUGUCGGGGAUAAUAUUGUAGAUUUAUAGGCAUUGUACGAAGGCAUUGUGAAGCGUAACUAUUUGGAAUAAAGAUUUCAUAAAAUCUCGUCACACAGCAUUUCUGUUCCCUGGUAGCAACGAAUUUCUGUAGUUGUAAUAAGAAAAAGUGCUGAGUAAUGAAUAUAACUAUAUACCGUACUCUUUAACUGUGCCUAUUCUUAGACAUGUUUGUAACGAUUAUUACAAUUACUAUGUUAUUAUUUACUGUUAUCGCCGUCGUAAAAAAUUUUUUUAGUUUGUAGCAAUUCUCAUUAUGUUGUAGUACCACAUCCUGUGCGCGUGAUAUUUUCUUCCUUUUUUUUUACUCGAUUAAGAUAAGGUUCUGCGAGACUUGGUGGCUGCGUGCAUUUUUUUUAUGUUCCAGCGUGAAAAUUUUUAUUCCGCCGAAUAUUAAAAAAAAGAGCAUUUUAAAGCACCAAAUGGAACGUCGAAAGUUCUUGUAAGCACAAUGUAAAAUGAUCCUCGAUCGACUGUACAUGCCUAUGGUCACGAUUGUCGAGGAAGCGAUUUAUCUCGUACGAUUUCGAGGGGCAUUCGAAUUACUACUGCCUUUUUCAUAUUGCGCAAAAGAAAAGAAAGAAAGUGUCUCUCAGUUACCACAAUAUUUUUGGGAGCAUCGUACACCAAUGGUGUUCACGCCCACACACACGUAUACACAGAAAAAAAAGUAUAUAUAUGUUACAUCGACUGUCUAUCGACUAUUGAUUGUGGAAAAAAAGAAGAAAUAAAUUACGAAGUAUAAGCGAAUUUAAUUAUUAACGCUAAGUAAUAUCUAAUUGAUGCGCUCGCGAUAGAUAUCGUUUAUUAUUAAAUAAAGAAAAUCACGCGCGAGCGGCCGUUUGAAAAAUUCAGGGGAUUUCGUUUAAACUACAGAAAAUACCUCCGUAUUAUAUUGUGUAAACUUUAUCGAAAUAAACUUAAGACUGAAGA